This is a messenger RNA of Babesia sp. Xinjiang, 420 nucleotides long. RefSeq names its product 60S ribosomal protein L23. The transcript is spliced from 2 exons. The record is from RefSeq and is a predicted model, not a curated record. Gene Ontology annotation, cellular component: ribosome; cytosolic large ribosomal subunit. Gene Ontology annotation, biological process: translation. Bases 1 to 420 code for a protein of 139 amino acids. Gene Ontology annotation, molecular function: structural constituent of ribosome; large ribosomal subunit rRNA binding. Lineage: Eukaryota; Apicomplexa; Aconoidasida; Piroplasmida; Babesiidae.
AUGUGCGUAGGAAGAGGAGGUGCCGGUGGCAACAAGCUCCGCGUAACUCUCGGUUUGCCGGUUGGCGCUAUUAUUAACUGUUGUGACAACAGUGGAGGUAAAAAUCUUUACAUCAUUGCUGUGAAGGGUAUCGGAGCAUGUCUGAACAGGCUUCCAUCCGCCGCUGUUGGUGACAUGGUACUUGCUACUGUGAAGAAGGGAAAGCCCGACCUUAGGAAAAAGGUACACUCUGCUGUUAUCGUACGUCAACGCAAGGCCUGGAGGCGCAGAGAAGGUUACUUCAUAUACUUCGAGGACAACGCUGGUGUCAUCGUAAACCCCAAGGGUGAAAUGAAAGGGUCUGCCAUUACCGGCCCUGUCGCUAAGGAGUGCGCCGAGUUGUGGCCUAAGAUAUCGGCUGCCGCUCCUUCGAUUGUCUAA